Messenger RNA from Caenorhabditis remanei, 420 nucleotides. RefSeq lists its product as uncharacterized. The transcript has 4 exons. The coding region runs from base 1 to 420 and encodes 139 amino acids. Lineage: Eukaryota; Metazoa; Nematoda; Chromadorea; Rhabditida; Rhabditidae. The record is from RefSeq and is a predicted model, not a curated record.
AUGCGACUGGCCGUUCUGUUUCUAUGUCUUCUAGUGGUCAUAAUUUUCGCUCGAAGAGAUGCGAAUCAAAAACUGAAAGCGUGCUGUGCAAGACAGAAGACUGCUGAUAAAAUGUGCAAGAAAAGAUUCUGUGAUUUCGAAGCGAUUCAUCAAGGAAAUAUGCUUCACUAUCUGAAUACUUGUGGACCGAAGAAUCAAACAGUUCAAUUAAUGUGGGAUUGUGCAUCGUCAAGAGCUGAUCAUACUGAAUGUUGCAAAAAGAACAAUGUUCUUCCGGCGUGUCUUCCGUAUUGUGCAGCUCAGGGAACAGUUCCAAACGAGCAUGUAACUCACGUCUUCUGCAUGCAAAACUUCAAUAAUAUCAGAGAAUGUUUCCGUUCUCAUCUCGACAAGAGACCAAAUAUUUUUGGAGAUAAUUGA